Cyprinodon variegatus (sheepshead minnow) is the source of this 3484-nucleotide messenger RNA. RefSeq names its product FYVE, RhoGEF and PH domain-containing protein 3-like (gene fgd). Gene Ontology annotation, cellular component: cytoplasm. The transcript is spliced from 19 exons. The coding region runs from base 236 to 2950 and encodes 904 amino acids. Gene Ontology annotation, biological process: filopodium assembly; cytoskeleton organization. Lineage: Eukaryota; Metazoa; Chordata; Actinopteri; Cyprinodontiformes; Cyprinodontidae. The record is from RefSeq and is a predicted model, not a curated record. Gene Ontology annotation, molecular function: metal ion binding; guanyl-nucleotide exchange factor activity.
GAGGAGAGAGUUCAGCCUCCGGAGAGGGAGGAGAAAGGACUUCAUGAAGGAAUACGCUUCUCAGAGUUUGGACAAAAACCGCGUCCGUUGGGACACAAUGAAGAGUCCUCGGUGUCUCUGUUAGGUUUUAUCGGCGAACAGGAGUUGAGGAGCGCGCUUCGGUACGCUGGAGUCACCGCUGCAGCUUCUCCGAGUGAAAAGACGGCUUCAGUAAGGGAGGAACUUUGUAGAAAAAAUGCAGGGAGUUUCAGCAACUGACCUGCCGCCCUCCUCCCUGCAAUACCAGUGCGGAUCAGUGGACUACUUGUGUUCUCCACGACUGGCAAAAAAAGGCCCAACCACCAGACCAUGUCCCGACAAGCCCGCAAUCAAGCCACGGCCCCAGACCUCCACCUUACCCAGACCACCGACUGCUCAGAAACCUCAAGUGCCCCCUAAACCUGCACACCUGCUCGCCCUUGGGCAAGACAAGAAACCUAAGAGGAUCCCCCCGGCACCCUCGAGACCUCUGCCGGCACCCCCUCCUCCUCCGAAACCAAAGCCUUGCCUGAGCGCCACUGGCCUGGGAGCACAGCCGCAGAAAGAGCCCCAGAAGGUUGGACAGCUCAUCGAGAGGUUUAAUAACUCCAGGGUCCCCAUCCUGGGGGUGCUCCCACGGUCGCAGCUGCAUCUUUGUCUGAGAAUGGAAACUGCGUCUGACCUCCCUCCAUCCUGCAGCCCCAACACCACGGCGACAGUCACAGGAGACUCCUCCUCUGUGGACAAACUUGCACUUAGCACCUCCGAACGAACUGACGACGUGUCCGAACUCUCACAUCUCGCCUCAAUGCACAUCGAAGCCUCUGAUGACGGCACGCUGGACAACUGCGUGGAGCACGACAUUACACAAAGAGUUGACUGCAUCGACGAUGCAGACUGUGAACAAGGCUCUUCCCACAAACUCAUGGACAAUUCUGACUCCUCACAGCAAAACGGGAAGAUUCCCAACCGUGACAGCGGCAUCGACAGCCCAUCUUGUGCUGCUGAUGGGGAGGUUUUCCCGAACGAGGACGCCAUCGAUGAGGAGGAUCAUUACGACAGCGUCACCGAGACAGAGAGCGUGUCCUGCUGCGUCACAGUGGACAAUAAGAGGGACUCAACGCAGGACGAGGACAGUGACUUGGAUGAGGGGAGCAGCGGGGAGAUCCAGUCACUUACGGACACACAAUCUGGUUUUCUGACAGAUAUACAAUCAGACGCAAACAAAUGCUCGGAAGGUCAGAAACUCCUGAACAUCGCCAAAGAGCUCCUCCACACUGAAGAGGCCUACGUGAAAAGACUCAACCUCCUUGACCAGGUAUUUUGCACUAAGCUCACAGAAGCUGGAAUCCCUCAGGACGUCAUUACAGGGAUCUUCUCCAACAUUUCCUCCAUCUACUUAUUCCAUGACAAGUUCCUCCUCCCUGAGCUCAAGACAAGGAUUACUGGAGAAUGGGAAUCAAACCCUCGCAUUGGAGACAUCCUUCAAAAACUCGCUCCAUUUAUGAAGAUGUAUGGAGAAUAUGUGAAGAACUUUGACCGAGCCAUGGACCUGGUGAACACCUGGACACAGAGGUCAUCUCAGUUCAAGAGCGUCGUCCAGAACAUACAGAAACAGGAAGUGUGUGGGAACCUGACGUUGCAGCAUCACAUGCUAGAGCCGGUCCAAAGGAUUCCUCGUUAUGAGCUUCUGCUUAAAGACUAUCUGAAGAAGCUGCCUGACGAUGCUCUGGACCGCAAGGAUGCAGAAAAGGCACUCGAGCUGAUCUCUACUGCAGCCAACCACUCUAAUGCAGCAAUCAGGAAAAUGGAAAAGAUGAAUAAACUGUUGGAAGUUUAUGAGAGGCUUGGAGGUGAGGAGGACAUAGUUAAUCCAGCCAAUGAGCUCAUCAAAGAGGGGCAUAUCAAAAAGAUGUCUGCUAAAAACGGAACAGCACAAGACCGAUACCUCUACUUGUUCAACAACAUGGUGCUAUACUGUGUCCCUAAGCUGAGACUGAUGGGGCAGAAGUUCAGUGUUAGAGAGAGAAUUGACAUUGCAGGAAUGGAGGUCCAAGAAAAUGUGAAACAGAAUCUUCCUCAUUCGUUUGCCAUUAUUGGUAAACAACGUUCACUGGAGCUUCAGGCCAGGACAGCAGAGGAAAAGGAAGAUUGGAUUCAGGUCAUCAAGGCUACUAUCGAGCGCCACAAACAAAACAGCGAAACAUUUGAAAAAGCUUUCAACAGCUCCUUCUCCCGUGAAGAUGACCAUGUGCCGGAGUCUCCGGGUACAUGGCAGAGUUCAUCCAUGGAUGUAGAUGGGCUUCAUGAAAGGAAGAGCUCCAAGAAAAAGGAGAAAGAGAAACAGACGUGCCGAGGCUGCAAUGAGAGCUUCAAUUUCACCAAGCGCAAGCAUCACUGCAAAUCCUGCGGAGCGGCCAUCUGUGCAAAGUGUUCAAAGACCUUGGACAACAAAACGAGCCGAGUGUGUCCUGUUUGUUUCGACGCCAACCAUGGCCUUGAAAGUAGCUGUGGUGGUGAGCAGAAGAGAAAAGCUGCACCAGAGAGGCAGAUGUCCCUGACAGGAGACAGCUGCCUGCUUUGCGGCUAUCUUCAAGUUCAGGAGAAGGGGAAGAGUUGGACCAAGAUGUGGGUGGCUGUAACAAAGACUGAGCCACUGGUGCUGUACUUGCAAAGCAGUGGACAGGAUUUCAAAGGGUCACGGGCAUUACCUCUGCCCGGCUUCGAGGUGAGUGCGGUUCCGACGGCCACGGCUGAUAAACCAGAAGUCAAACACGUGUUGAAGCUUAGUCACACCCAGCAAACCUUCCUCCUAAGUGCCCAAGACCCUGAGCUUCAGGCCAAAUGGGUGGAAGUCCUCUCCAAAGCUUCCCGUGGAGACGCAUCCGCAGAGGCAUUGAUGAGCCUGGCUGAACACAGGAAGAGCCAGUAGUGGCCCCGCUGGAGCCGCUGGACUCUCUCCCUCUCCUGUGUACAAAGCACACAUUACUUGAAAUCACUUUACCUUGGCACUUUUGUUUUCCCUCCCCAAUCAAACUCAGUCAUAUCUUCUCGACCACGGCUUCUCCCUUUUUCUCCAUCUUCGUGUCUGAAAACACACACCGAUACUUCGAUGCCACUGGUCUGGAUGUUUUAUUUGUCAGUGUUUUAAACAACUGGAGCAAAUCUCUGAAGAACAUUUAUGUGUAAUAUAACUGAAGAAGUUUUAAGAUGAAGUUCUUGUACAUUGUUCCACGGUGUCAUGAAGCAUUAACUCUUAGGUGUCUGUCUUUGCAUUGGUGUGCAUGUGUGUGUGUGUGUGUGUCUGAGCGCCUGAGUCCCUUCCUAUUAUAUUAAGUAUUCAAUGCUUGUGUAAGAAACCCCUCUGUGGCUUUCACCUCUGCUUAAGGCACAGAGUCGAUUUUGUGGAUCAUGUACAGUAUGUGUACUAUAAUGUGAUGUAAGGAUUUAAAAAAAAAAAAAAAAG